UCAUUAGGAUGAGUAAAAACAAUAAUUUUGACAUUCAAAGUCCAUUCUGUGUUCUCUGUGGGCGGACCGAUGACUGCCCUGAAAAGUAUGGAGAAAAAAGGACCUAUGUGGAAUACAAUCUCACUGUUCAUUAUUACUGUUUGUUGAUGUCAAGUGGCAUUUGGCAGAGAGGAGAAGAAGAUGAAGGUGUAGAUGGAUUCUUAAUCACGGAUAUUAGAAAAGAAGUAAACAGAGCUUCAAAACUGAAAUGUAAUAUCUGUAAGAAAAAGGGUGCUUCAAUAGGAUGUGUGGAUCCCAAAUGCAAACGAAGUUACCAUUUUCCUUGUGGGAUACAAAAGGAAUGUAUUUUCCAGUUCAUGGAAGACUUCAGAUCUUACUGUUGGGAGCAUAAGCCAGUCCAAAAGUUUCCAGAUAAAGAAUGUAGAGGAACUUCACAGUGUACAAUAUGCCUGGAUUUGGUUGAACAGCUUCCAAUGUACACUGUAUUGAAAAGUCCUUGCUGUAAAAACGCUUGGUUUCAUCGAGAAUGCUUGCAGUAUCAAGCUUUGAGUGCUGGGAUAUUUUUCUUUAGGUGCACAGUAUGUAAUAACAAGGACAAAUUUCAGAAAGAAAUGUUGAGAAUGGGCAUACACAUUCCAGAAAAGGAUGCAUCUUGGGAACUUGAAGAGAAUGCAUAUCAAGACCUACUGCAAUGUUAUCAACACUGUGACAUUAAAAGAUGUCUCUGCAAGAAAGGAAGAGAUUAUAAUGAACCUGAUAGUAAAUGGGAAAUAAAGCGUUGUCAGUGUUGUGGUUCCCGUGGAACUCAUUUGGCCUGUUCAUCUAUGAAGUCAUGGGAGCAAAACUGGGAGUGCGUGGAAUGCCGGAGUAUCUUCACAAAAGGGAACUAUAGCAAACAGAAAAAGCGUUCUUUGGCUGCAUCUGAAAAGACAGAUGGGACAACUUGUUUGCUGGAAGAGCCAUCUCCAAAGUGUCCUCGGCAGUCACCUGGAUCUCAACGCAAUUUUCUUCUCCAAUCACCAAAGAUGAUGUGCCAGAACAACUUGUCACCCUGCUCACACCUAGAACACCAGCUCACACCAGCAUCCAACAGAGUGACGAUGUCCUUAUCUCCACUGAUGUCAAACAGGAACUGGUCCCUGAGGAAAAAGCAAUUAAGAAAGCAACGAAGAGAAGUUUCUAAUAUACUGAAGGAGUUAAAGCUACAAGUUAAUACAAAAACUACAAGGCUUAACAUCAAUGCAGAAAAUAUCUGGAAUAGUGCUUUAAAAGGAUUUAGACAGCGCAAAUUCAGUCCUACAAACACCAUUGAAAUAAAGUUCACAAACUGCAAAAAUAGAUCAAAGACAGAUACUUUUGCUGCGUCAAAACACCAUUUCUUCCAAUUAUUAAUGCUUCACCUUCAGAAUUCAUCACUGUUUGAGGGCUCUUCUGCAAAGAACUUGUCCCUUGAUUUUCAAGCUGUAAGAGAGAAUCUUUAUUUUGAAGCUGGUAAAAUGAUUGCAGUUUCUCUGGUUCAUGGUGGUCCAUCUCCUGGUUUCUUUUCCAAAACACUGUUCGAUUGUCUUGUCUAUGGUCCAGAGAAUGUGAAGCCAGCUUUGGAAGAUGUUGCUGAUGUUGAUGUAGCACAAACAAUAAAAAUGAUAAAAUACGCAAAUAGUCUGUCCAGUCUACAGUCUACAAUACACGACUGUUACGAAUUCCUUGCUGCUGCUGGAUGUUUAAGACCUAUAACAGCUUUGUGUGAUAAGAAUAUGCUGGUGAAUGACAUAUUGACCCAUCAUGUAAUCAAGAGAAUUAUUUCACCCUUAGAAAGCUUUAGGCAAGGUUUGAAAACUCUUGGUGUGCUAGAGAAAAUGCAAAUGCAUCCAGAUGCAUUCUCUAGUAUCUUGUGCCACAAACCUGAAAGACUUUCAGCAGAAACUAUUUGCGAUCUCUUUACAAUCCACUCGUCAUCAGGUGUAAAUAAAGUUGAAGGUGCUGAUUUUUGGAUAGGUUAUUUGCAAGAUGUGGAAAGUGGUGAGUCUGUAGUGACAUUGGAGGAUAUUCUGCUUUUCGUAACAGGCUCUUUUUCUAUACCGCCUAUUGGUUUUGAUCCUGAACCAACUGUUAAAUUUCUGCAUAUAAGGUAUCCUGUUGGAAACAGGCUCCUUAAUUGCUUAGAGCUCCCUAUAACGAAGACAUACGAGCAGUUUAAAAAUAAAAUGGAGUUCACCAUCAGAAACACACUAAGAGUUGAAAGAGAAUAAACAUUUUUGCUACUAAA
Molecule: messenger RNA, 2266 nt
Organism: Balearica regulorum gibbericeps (East African grey crowned-crane)
Lineage: Eukaryota; Metazoa; Chordata; Aves; Gruiformes; Gruidae
Source: RefSeq, a predicted model, not a curated record